AUGGAGGACGCGUGGCCGUCCAAUGGAUUGGCGCAUGAAGUUCGGAAAACGAAGAGAAAGUCAACAAGCCACCGCUACUGCUGUGUCUUCAAGUGUCAUCGGCGCGAAGGUGUGGACGAGAACGUAAAGUUUUAUCGCUUCCCCAGCAAACCAUAUGAAAGGGACCGGCGGCGACGUUGGAUAAAUGCCGUGCGGCGCGUGAGCCCAGACGGAGAGGCUUGGGAGCCUACUGAAAAUACAAGAAUCUGCAGCCUACAUUUUGUUGGAAAUCAGAGCAGCAACAUCGAGAAGCAUCCUGGCUACAUCCCAACGCUAUUUCCAAGGGACUACCUCAUGCAGGAACCCAAGGUUCCUCAAGACAGCCUUUCAAGAUUUAAACGGUGGAAUGGACGACAUAUUUCUACUGUUGCAAGACAGCAGAGUGAACAGCAGCUGGAAAACAGUGAAACCUAUUCAAGCAUUGACACGUGUUGCGACACACCAGGCUAUGACGCAUACGACCUAAACCCAGCUUGCGAAAAGGAGACACAGACAGAGCCCCGAGGUGAUGUGUGUUGGAGACUGACUCUCUUCCUGGGCAUAUCUGAAGAUGGUUGUGCGAGCACAAUGGUCUCCCACGCAGCUCUUCAGGAUUCAAGCCAUCUUACAAAGCCAUCCACAUCAUCUCAUUCCGUAGGUCCCGACGCCCGUGACUGUGUUUUCCUUGGCUGUGACAGUGCAUUUGCAACUAAAAGGGCCAUUCCUGAUCUAUGUGGUGUUAGUGACAAAGUGUUCGCCUUACUUUUGAGCCUCAUUCCCAGAGUAGCAGAGCGAUCAGACUUUGUGACAGCAGAAAAUAAGCUUUUAUUGUUCCUUGUGAAGAUGAAACAUGGUGUGCCAUUUCGUAUGCUCGGGGUGUUGUUUGGGCUACAUGAGACGACAGCUUCACGAAUAUUUCAUGCAAUCCUAGGCACACUAUGUCGUGCAACUCGCAGUUGGGUAUACAAGCCACCACUUGACGUAAUCAAGGCGACAUCACCAGCAUGUUUCCGGGCACACUAUCCUGACUGUACAAUGAUAGUGGAUUGUACUGAGGUAAAAACUGAGGUACCUCCUGAAAUAAGGCAAACGCAUAAUCUCUAUUCCACGUACAAGAGUGGAUACACACUCAAAUUCCUUGUUGCGAUUGCACCAAACGGCAUGACCAUAUUCAAGUCUGAAGCAUUCGGAGGCCACAGCUCGGAUGCAGACAUCAGUAUUCGCUCUGGCUUUCUCAACCUAGUUGGCCCUGGUGAUGUCAUCCUAGCUGACAAGGGCUUUCCUGGUAUCCGUGCAAGCGUAACUGACAAGGACGCAGUGCUAGUGAUGCCGCCUUUUUCAUGUGGGGGCAUCCCAUUUACACCUGAGGAGGUCGAUGAUACUUACCAUAUUUGGAAUGUCAGAGUUCAUGUUGAGCGUGCAAUUCAAAGAUUGAAAAUCUUUGGAAUAUUGACAAAUCGCAUUCCAAUAUCUCUCAUUCCUGCAAUGAGCCAUGUGUUUCACAUGUGUUGUGUGCUGGCAAACCUGCAGCCACACAUACUUAAAAAAGAGGAUUCUGAAAGCACCCUGUAA
Ornithodoros turicata is the source of this 1590-nucleotide messenger RNA. RefSeq lists its product as uncharacterized. The record is from RefSeq and is a predicted model, not a curated record. Lineage: Eukaryota; Metazoa; Arthropoda; Arachnida; Ixodida; Argasidae. The coding region runs from base 1 to 1590 and encodes 529 amino acids. The transcript has 4 exons.